Pelobates cultripes (western spadefoot toad) is the source of this 310-nucleotide messenger RNA. NCBI's taxonomy places the organism in Eukaryota, Metazoa, Chordata, Amphibia, Anura, Pelobatidae. The record is from the annotation of a GenBank genome assembly.
UGGCCACCAUCCUACGUGGAUCAAUAAUAUCCUGUUUGGCCAGUUUAUUAGAUUAUGCCGCAACUGUUCACUUUUGGAGAACUUUGAAGAAGAGUCUUUGGAUCUGUGCCAACGAUUCCUGGACAAGGAUUAUGACCCGGAUAUUAUCUAUCGGGCGUAUCAGAAGGCGAGGAAUCUUAAUAGAAGUUCCCUUAUCAAUUCUCUUAUUAAGAAGGAGGCUCUAGCAACACCACCUUCACCAUCGGUCCAACAUUUGAAGAUUUUAUCUUUAUUGGAAAAUCAAGUUCCCAGAAGAAGAAGAGAGCGUUGA